UUGGCCAAAAAAAUCCAGACCAAUGGUAGAAUUGUAAUUAAGCUAACAAAUGGUCGGCGGAAACCGUAAACAAAACCCUUUCCCAGGCGCCCGCUUGGUCUUUCUGUUACUUCGGUAUCUUUCCAACUCUCCUCUCCUCUCCAUUUCUAAAUAUGCAGGCCAGUGAUAGGUUUAACAUCAAUUCCCAGCUUGAGCAUCUCCAAGCUAAGUAUGUUGGGACUGGUCACGCCGAUUUAAAUAGAUUUGAGUGGGCGGUGAACAUCCAGCGUGAUAGCUAUGCAUCAUAUAUUGGCCAUUACCCGAUACUGGCAUACUUUGCUAUUGCAGAAAAUGAGUCUAUUGGAAGAGAACGCUACAACUUUAUGCAGAAAAUGCUUUUGCCUUGUGGUCUACCCCCUGAAAGAGAAGAUGAUUGAGAAUUCAGGCGAUCAAGUUAGAACUGAUUAAUUCUAUGGUCUUGGCUGUGAAGCUAUUCGUUUGUGACAUUGUUGUUUGUGUAUGCUUGAAGGAAUGGUAACUGUUAAGACAGCGAUGAGUACUGAAAUUAUGGUCUCAUUAUGUGUUUGUGUACUUGGGAAAAUAUAAUAUUAUUUAUGGUUUCACAUUUCUCUUUUAAUAGCAAAAAAAUGUAUCUUUGAAGAA
Hevea brasiliensis (rubber tree) is the source of this 642-nucleotide messenger RNA. RefSeq lists its product as uncharacterized. The transcript has 4 exons. The record is from RefSeq and is a predicted model, not a curated record. Bases 153 to 416 code for a protein of 87 amino acids. Lineage: Eukaryota; Viridiplantae; Streptophyta; Magnoliopsida; Malpighiales; Euphorbiaceae. Gene Ontology annotation, cellular component: precatalytic spliceosome; U2 snRNP. Gene Ontology annotation, biological process: mRNA splicing, via spliceosome.